Molecule: messenger RNA, 1431 nt
Organism: Salarias fasciatus (jewelled blenny)
Lineage: Eukaryota; Metazoa; Chordata; Actinopteri; Blenniiformes; Blenniidae
Product: ras-related protein ORAB-1
Exons: 6
Coding region: 167-775 (202 amino acids)
Molecular function (GO): GTPase activity; GTP binding
Source: RefSeq, a predicted model, not a curated record
AGGCAGCCAUAUUUGCUUGUGUUUUGCUGUUGUGGCUGCGGCGAUCACUUCUACAAAUUCUCAACAAAAUCGGUUGUUUUUCGGGAUUUUGACGCGAGUUUGAUUCCACCUGUAACCACCUCCAGCUGCUUUCACUGUAAACACACUCUGUCAGUAGGAGUCGACGAUGAAUCCGGAAUAUGAUUACUUGUUCAAACUGCUACUGAUCGGUGACUCAGGUGUGGGGAAGUCGUGCCUCCUCCUGCGGUUUGCGGAUGACACCUACACAGAGAGCUACAUCAGCACCAUUGGAGUGGAUUUCAAGAUCAGGACCAUCGAGCUGGACGGGAAGACCAUCAAGCUGCAGAUUUGGGACACGGCUGGUCAGGAACGCUUCCGCACCAUCACAUCCAGCUACUACAGAGGAGCUCAUGGUAUCAUUGUAGUGUACGACGUGACUGAUCAGGAGUCCUUCAACAACGUCAAACAGUGGCUUCAGGAAAUCGAUCGUUACGCCAGUGAGAAUGUCAACAAGCUGCUGGUUGGCAACAAGAGUGACCUGACAACAAAGAAGGUGGUGGACUACACAACGGCCAAGGAGUUUGCUGAUAAUCUUGGGAUUCCCUUCUUGGAGACGAGUGCAAAGAGCGCCACCAACGUGGAGCAGGCCUUCAUGACCAUGGCGGCAGAGAUCAAGAAGAGGAUGGGCCCUGGGGCCACGGCCGGGGCCUCUGACAAGUCCAAUGUCAAGAUCCAGAGCAAGCCCGUCAACACCUCGUCUGGAGGCUGCUGCUGAGGCCCCGGACCCCCUUACCCCACAGAGAGGGAGGGAGGGAGGGAGGGAGGGGGGCAGAGGCAUCACGCUGAGGGUGUUAAGCCCCGCCCCUACUGACCACACUCAGCGUCCAACUCGCCCACUCCUUAUGUCAGUCAAACAGCUCAGUCCAGUGAACCUCUGAGCCUUCAAACCAAGCACACGCUUAAACGUAGGCCACGCCCCCACAUGCCCCACCCUCACAGGCCCCACCCCCUCAAGUUUUGACCCAGAGGAUUCACUAAGCCCCUCCCCCACCCCCACACGACGCUUAAAGGCCCUGCCCACUGGCCCCGCCCCCUGUCCGAUCCACGUGCCUUUGCGGCAGGAGAUUCACGUUUUUACGCCUUUGUCGCCAAAUUAUCCCACCACCAUCGCGAUCAUCAUCGUCACCAUCAACAUGUGCCCAACAGCUGUGUGUCAGCUAUUAACAUUCCUGUGGGUGUGAGGAGAGGUGGCAGCCCUGACCCCGCCCCCUCAGCUCCGCCCUCCUGUGCAGACUGACUUUGUGGUUCAUGGACGAGAACAAGAGAGGAAGCUGCAGCCGUGUGACCUUGUCACGUGACCGGCGGCUGCAGAUGGGACGUUUUUGUGGCUAUACUGAGUGUCUAUUAAAACCAUAAAGGAGAUGUUUGGUA